Messenger RNA from Panicum virgatum (switchgrass), 5000 nucleotides. RefSeq names its product myosin-3-like. Gene Ontology annotation, biological process: vesicle transport along actin filament; actin filament organization. Gene Ontology annotation, molecular function: microfilament motor activity; actin filament binding; ATP binding. The transcript has 24 exons. Gene Ontology annotation, cellular component: myosin complex; vesicle; cytoplasm. The record is from RefSeq and is a predicted model, not a curated record. Lineage: Eukaryota; Viridiplantae; Streptophyta; Magnoliopsida; Poales; Poaceae. Bases 763 to 4479 code for a protein of 1238 amino acids.
GGGGCGGAGCGGAGGUUUGAAAUGUGAGGGAGAAGCAAAAGCCACCCAGAAAAAAAUAAUUUCGGUUUUGUUUUCGCGUCUUCCGUUUCCGAUUUGGGGAGCGGCGGUUCGGAGUGGGCGGCAGGCUCCGCUGUUCGUUCUUGCAGCGGGGGGCGGCAGGCCGGCAGAGGAGGGAGGUGCGGGGGAAUUAUCCUGUCCUUCAGUGGUCGCGUCUUGAUGCGUCUUCCUUUGAUGAUUUCUUGGCCACCUGCGUGUGCUGCUGCUCCUAGUACGCCAGCGCUUUGAUUCGUUCGCCAGGCUUUGCUUUGGUUUCGGGUCCUUUGGCCUUUCCUUUCGCCAAAGAUUGCAGCUUUGGCAGCCGCAGCCUCUUUUCUUCUUCGCCGAUUCCAAGCUUGGCCCGGCUAUUCCCCCCUUCAAAAAUCGCGCAGAGUUUGUGGUUUUAACCCCACCCCGUGCGGGCUAAGUCGAAAUUUGUCCUUGUCGCGUGCGAUUGGUGCUGAGUUGAGGUUCAGAACCUGAAAUUUUGAGGAUUCCUGGAGGAAUUUUGAGUCUGUGUGUGGAAUUUGGGGUUUGUCAGGUUGCCACUUUUGAGCCCUUGGUGAGUUAGGGGGCUCUUGCCUCUGAAGUUAUCGCUGUUUUGAUGCGAAAUGAGGAAAUUUCUGGCCCCUGUGCUAUUCGGCUGUUGGAUUUGGCGUUUUGGUGUCUGAGCCUUGGUGUAAGUCACUGGUUUUGGGCUGGUGGCUUGUUGGUUUCCCAGUGGUGAUGCUCUCUGCGGCCACCGUGAUGGCACCUGCAGCCGCCACAGAGAAGAGCUCCCUCGAGGUCUUCCUCGAGACGAUAAAGAAGCGUGAUGAGCAGCCUAAGGAUGCCCCUCCGGCAUUGCCGGCCCGACCAACGUGCCGUGGACGGUUGCCCUCGACAAGACGACCCUCACUGCCAGCCGGGUUUAAGCUUGAGAAUGGCAUGGCAACAGUUGCUGCUGUGGAGUCGGCUCUGGUUGACAAGAAGCCAGAUGUUAAGAAAGAGAUUUCUGGGCUGGAGACCAAGGAGGACAAGCCAGUGAAAGGUUGCAUAUUUGGGACUAAGAGGAAGUUCCACAAUUCAGAAGUGCUGGAGGAGUCACCAUAUGUUGAGAAAUUCCAUGAGGAGAGGAAGGGUACAACAGUUUGUAAGGAUCCCCCAUCUGUCUCCUCGGCAACGGCGAAGAUGAAUGGGAAGUCAGCAUGCACAGAUGUCAUGGAUUAUGUCCUCCAGAAGAAGCUACGAGUUUGGUGUUCUUCACCAAAUGCAAAGUGGGAACUUGGACAGAUUAAAUCGAUAUCUGGAGAUGAUGCUGAAAUUCUCCUGGCUGAUGGAAAAAUUUUGACAAUAUCACCAGAAAGGCUCUUGCCUGCCAACCCUGAUGUUCUUGAUGGAGUGGAUGAUUUGAUCCAGAUGAGCUACUUGAAUGAACCUUCAGUUCUUCACAAUCUGCAAUUGCGAUAUUCUCGUGAUCUUAUUUAUACAAAAGCAGGACCUGUUUUGAUUGCUGUUAAUCCAUUAAAAGAGAUUCCACUCUAUGGAAAAGCUUCAAUGUUGCAGUACAAGCAAAAGACCAAGGAUGAUCCUCAUGUGUAUGCAGUUGCCGAUUUAGCUUUUAAUGAGAUGCUACAAGAUGGCAUAAACCAAUCCAUAAUAAUAAGUGGUGAAAGCGGAGCAGGAAAAACUGAGACGGCUAAAAUUGCAAUGCAAUAUUUGGCUGCUCUAGGGGGUGCUAGUGGGAUGGAAUCUGAGGUUCUUCAGACCAAUGUUAUUCUGGAAGCAUUGGGAAAUGCAAAAACAUCACGAAACCAUAACUCAAGUCGAUUUGGCAAACUUAUUGAAAUACACUUUUCUGAAACUGGGAAGAUGUGUGGUGCUAAAAUUCAGACCUUCCUGCUUGAAAAGUCAAGGGUGGUUCAAAGGGCACAAGGAGAGAGAUCUUACCAUAUUUUCUAUCAACUGUGCUCUGGAGCUCCUCCCCUUCUAAAAAAAAAAUUGUCUCUGAAAAGUGCCAAUGACUACACUUAUUUGAAGCAGAGUAAUUGCUUGAGAAUUGACGGUGUCGAUGAUUCUAAAAUGUUCACUGUGUUAGUGGAUGCAUUGGAUACUAUUCAAAUAUCUAAGGAAGACCAAAUGAAAUUGUUUUCUAUGCUCGCAGCUGUCUUGUGGAUGGGAAACAUAUCAUUCUCUGUUGUAGAUACUGAAAACCAUGUGGAAGUUGUUUCAAAUGAAGGGUUGGCUACGGCUGCAAAGCUGCUAGGUUGCACUUCCAAUCAACUGGUGACUGCUAUGUCCACUCGUAAAAUCCGAGCUGGAAAUGACAGUAUUGUUAAAAAGCUGACAUUGACGCAGGCCAUCGAUGCAAGGGAUGCACUAGCAAAGUCAAUCUAUGCCCAUUUAUUUGACUGGAUUGUUGAGCAAAUUAACCACUCACUUGGAAUGGGGAGGCAAUGUACAUGGAGAUCCAUAAGUAUUUUAGAUAUUUAUGGGUUUGAGUGUUUCAAUAAAAAUGGCUUUGAGCAGUUUUGUAUAAAUUACGCCAAUGAGAGGCUGCAGCAGCACUUCAACCGUCAUCUUUUCAAACUACAACAGGAGGAAUACUUGGAAGACGGAAUUGACUGGGCUCCUGUGAAAUUUGUGGAUAACACUGAUUGCUUAUCUCUCUUUGAGAAGAAACCUCUAGGGUUAUUGUCAUUAUUGGAUGAAGAGUCUACUUUCCCAAAGGCAACAGACCUUUCCUUUGCUAACAAGCUUAAGCAACAGUUAAGUGCUAACUCUUGCUUCAAAGGUGAACAAGAAGGCGCUUUUAAGAUUUGUCACUAUGCGGGAGAGGUGACAUAUGAUACAUCUGGGUUCUUGGAGAAGAACAGAGAUUCGUUGCACUCUGAGUCAAUCCAACUACUCUCAUCAUGUAAAUGUGAACUUCCGAAACAUUUUGCCUCUGUCAUGGUUGCUGAUUCUCAGAAUAAAUCAAGUCAGUCAUGGCACUCAGUAGUCGAUACACAGAAACAAAGUGUUGUCACCAAAUUUAAGGUUCAACUGUUCAAGUUGAUGCAGCAGUUGGAGAGCACAACUCCUCAUUUUAUUCGAUGCAUUCAACCAAAUGGCAAACAACGUCCCAGGUUAUUCGAGCAUGAUCUUUUCUUGCAUCAGCUUAAAUGCUGUGGAGUGCUUGAAGUUGUUCGAAUAUCAAGAACAGGCUAUCCAACUAGGAUGACUCACCAACAGUUUGCUGAAAGAUAUGGAUUUCUUCUCCUGCGUUCUAUUGCGUCUCAAGACCCACUUAGUGUUUCAAUUGCUGUUUUGCAGCAGUUGAAUAUUCCCCCUGAAAUGUAUCAAGUUGGCUACACGAAAUUGUUUUUCCGUACAGGACAGGUCGCUGCACUGGAAAAUGCUAAAAGGAAGAUGCUCCAUGGAACCCUUUGUAUUCAGAAACACUUCCGUGGGUUGCAUUUUCGACAGGGUUAUCAGGGACUGAAGAAAGGAGCAAUGACUUUUCAGUCAUUUAUACGCGGUGAAAGAGCAAGAAUACACUUUGAUAAUGUCAUCAAGAGAUGGAGGGCAGCUGUUCUCAUACAGAAGUACACUAGGCGUCGAAUUGCAGCUACCAUGUUUAAUGAUCAACUGAAACAUAUCAUUCUUCUUCAGUCAGUGAUGCGUGGGUGCCUGGCCAGGACAAAAUACAAAUGCUUGCAGAAUGAAAUGGAGUCAAAGGUCAGUCACAACAAAGUUCAAGGGGACAUGAGGAAGAAUAUUUCAGAGUCAAGGGUGUGUCAUGAAAUGAAUGGACGCUAUCCUCACCAGCCAGUCAUCACAAAACUUGAGAAUCGUAUUUCAAAAGCUGAGGCUGCAUUGCGGGACAAAGACGAAGAAAAUGUAAUGCUGAAACAGCAAUUGGAACAGUAUGAGAGGAAAUGGUCGGAGUAUGAGGCCAAAAUGAAAUCUAUGGAAGAGGCAUGGAAGAGACAGCUCUCUUCACUGCAGCUGAGCCUUGUUGCUGCUAAAAAGAGCCUAGUUUCUGAUGACGUGGCCAGUCGAGCCGCUCGGAGUGAUUUUACUCCAGCACAUGCUCAGUAUGACUCUGAAGAUACAUUGUCCACCGGGACCCAUACACCUGAAGUGAUAGAGUCGAGACACCACAACCACCAUCCUGAAGCUAAAGUUUCAGCAGGAAACUCAGAUAGGCGAGUAAAUGCUGUGAACCACCUAGCAAAGGAGUUCGAAGACAGGCGACAGGUGUUCGAAGACGAUGCGGGCUUCCUUGUCGCAGUCAAGUCCGGUCAGGUUGGUUCAAAUAUGAACCCAGAUGAGGAACUCCGGAAGCUCAAGGACCGCUUUGCUACAUGGAAGAAAGAUUACAAAUCUCGGUUGAAGGAGACAAAGUUCAAUCUUCAGAAGGUUGGCACUCAUGAUGAGAAAACCCGGAAAAGAUGGUGGGGGAAGAAAAGCUCAAAGUGAAUGUGCAAGGUAACACCAGAUCCUUCCCCACAUUUUGCUGCCAUUGGGUCAAGGAAAGUGACCAAGAACGACAGGGCAGGCGAGAAGAAAUCCUCCCGGUUCUUCUCUUCAUCGCAAGCCUGCUGAGAUGAUGAUGAGCUCCAUCGUCGGUGGAGUGCUGUUACUCAGUCCAGUGUUGCUGAGUGUCAAAAGAAUCAAUACAGCGUCCAUAGGUGAAGCAAGAGUUCUGUACAUGUAGAUUAGUCCUCAGUUUCCCGUGUAUGUAUGACAUCGUUUGCGUAGAGUGAUAAAGUUGAGAUAUGAAGGGUAAUUAGACACAGAUUAUCCGUCAUGAGCAAAUAGAGAUGCGACAGCAGCGCUGUAAGAUGUGUACAGUGAGAAAAUGUUCAAAUGGGCAACGCAUCUUACUGUGUUCUUCUUGCCUUUGGUGCUCGCUUACUCUGAAGAAGUUAUGCUCCGCUGUUGUACCAGACUAUGGAAAGCUUCAGAAUGCCUGAUGGUGCCAGGCAUCUAUCUCUUCA